Leucoraja erinaceus (little skate) is the source of this 2661-nucleotide messenger RNA. RefSeq names its product ropporin-1-like. The coding region runs from base 1043 to 1660 and encodes 205 amino acids. Lineage: Eukaryota; Metazoa; Chordata; Chondrichthyes; Rajiformes; Rajidae. The record is from RefSeq and is a predicted model, not a curated record. The transcript has 6 exons.
GGGGAAAAUAUUUAAUAGGAAUCUGAGGGGCAAUGUUUUCACACAAAGGGCAGUGGAUGUAUGGAACAAGCUGCCAGAAGAGGUAGUUGAGGCAAGAACUAUCCCAACAUUUAAGAAACAGUUAGACAGGUACAUGGAUUGGACAGGUUUGGAGGGAUAUGGGCCAAAUGGGGAAAGGUGGGACGAGAGUAGCUGGGACAUGUUGGCCGAUGUGGGCAAGUUGGGCCAAAGGGCCGGUUUCCACAGUGUAUAACUCCAUGACUCUUGCUGGGAUAGACUCAAAACAUAUACGUCCGCUCAAAACUGGGUGUCCAUGAGGCAUAAUGGAUCAUCAUCAUCAGCAGCAGAAAUGUACACAAUCACAAUCUGCAAUCUCAUGGUCUGGCUUAUCCCUCUAUCAUUAUCAUCAUGCCAAACCUGGUUGAAUGAGACAUGUGGAAGGGCAUCAAACUGGGGUUUUCUAGUUGGUAGCUUUUAAACAAUUCAAAAUACUUUAGCAAUUGAGGAGAAUACAGGAUUUCUGUUGAUUCUUGCAAUGUAAUUCAGAUUAGUCCAAUAUAGUUUAGUCUUUUAAAAAUGUAUCUUUGAUGUCCAGCAAGAAUCAGGAAUUUUGAAAUUCAAAGCCAAAACAAAAUCCACUGUUCAUUUCAAACACGACUUGACAUUGUGGAUAUGGAACGGGUAAUAGAGGUCCAGAACAUGAAAGAUCAAAUUUUAUCUUUCCAUAUCUGGUACUCAAAUAUAGAUACUACUCUUAUUUGGUUCAUAUUAGUAUUUAGUUAAUAUUAAAUAUCAGUGAACACAAAAUUAUUGCACCAGAAUCUUUACUAACCAUCCAGCUUAUUCCAUCAUAUGCAAGCCAAAACUUGCCACAACACAUUUCUUGGACAGAGUUCAAUGAUAUUCUCUUUGAAGUCUUUGGAAUACAAACAUAGCAAUCUCUUUUUACAGCCCAUUGACUCUGAUGAACUACAGGUAUGCUGAAGAUACAAUAAAAGAGCGAUACAAGAUUAUAUGAAAGCUUAGCAUUGGACUGUUCAAAAUGCCUUCAUCGCAGAAAAUGGCUCCUCUAACACAACUUCCUGAUAUUCUGAAACAGUACACAAAAGACUGCAUCAGGGCUCAGCCUGCAGACAUCAUUCAGUGGUCCACAGAUUACUUUAACAACAUGUCCAAUGGGCCAUUCCGCUCACAAAAACCAAAGGAAGAAAAUUCAUCAUCUCUACCUCCAUGCAAACCAACACUUACAUCGGGUUUAUUACGGGCCUUACAUGCACAAGUGAAUGGAAGAUUAAUAAUACCAGCAAAAGAAGUUGAACAAAAAUGGAAUGAUCUCGGCCUGCCAGCAGAUACACUAAGACGCAUAAUGACCGUCGGUGCUUUUGGGGUGGAGAUUGAAUGGAUGAAAUUUUUUGCAUUGUGCUGCAGUACACUUGAUCCUAACAUUACAAAUGCCAUGAAAUAUGCAUUCGAGAUUUUAAGUUCGAGGGAAGAUGGUGGUCGAAUCCCUUACACGACAUUUAGAUUCCUCUACAGUUACCUUGCCAUGAUAGAUGGCGAAAUUCAUCGAUCACAGAUUGAAAAGAUGCUUAACAACAUUGAACGGCAGGUAGCUGAAAAUGAUGGACUUGUCAAAGUGAGUGAUUUCACCAACUGCUGACUGCACAAGUAAUAAAUCAUGCAGGAACUUCAGAAACGUGAAGGUUACUGAAUAGAUGAAAUUGAUGCCAUCUUUAGAAGCAAUGAAGUACUUGGUAAUGAAGUACUUUUUCAGUUACACUGCUUAAGUUUGCAUACAACAAUAAACCUCUUAAUCAAGUGAGGUCAUCCAUUUACUGAGGCCUGUGUCUAUGAGUCUAUACAGAGGUCAUGGUAACCUUUGUGGUUAUUGAAAAAAACUUUCAUUUUCAUAGAUCUGCAUUUUCAAAAUUAACCUAGAUCCUUAAAUGUCUAUUAUUAUUUAAUUUUGCCAUAGAGAAAUCGUGCAUUGGUGUCAAACAAAGUAGCUGAAUGAACAAGGGAAAAGAGCAGAAAUUCUCUGUCCCCCAAAAAAACUCAAAGAUCCAGUGCUCAAUCUCAGUAACGGGGGCCCAGCAUACUGUCAGCUUCGCAACCAGGUUUAGAAAGCCAUCUCAUAUUUCACCAUCAGUUCCAUUCCUUGAUAUAAUGAGCUAGCUCUUAUCAGCCAUUCUCCUUACUGCAGACUCUCUGAUCUCUCAGUGCUUCUUGAUAAAGGCUAUGAAAGAAGUGACCAAUCAUACUAGGGCCUUGAGAGGUCAGUAGACUUCAGACAUUUCAAUUUCAAUGUGUUCUCAGCAGCCGCUCUGACUCACGGGAUUUAACGUCUGGCACCUGGCUCGUUGUGGGCUCAAUUGCUAUAAUGAGUCAAUGCAUUACGACUUGCCCAACAUGUUGCGAACCAUUUUCCCUCCCUCAUGAGUUUUACAGGGCCUUGAAAGAAACAACCAGAAGUAUAAUGGCCCUAUGUGUGAGUCAGAUUGAAAUGGAGUUGUUGAUCACUUUUUUUUACAACAUAUCUGUUCCUUGAAAUAAUACUGUUUUUGUCAAUAUAAAAAUGAUCUACACAUUUAUAAUUCAUCCUCAGAGUAAAGACAAAUUCUUAACAUUCAUCCAGAAUAAUUCACUGACUUGUGCAAAUAC